AUGUUGAAAGUGUACAGUCAGUGCAGGGAGGUUCAGGCGCAGACAGCACACGAAACUCUAUCUGAAGAUAUUAGGCAUUGCUCUAUGCUGCUCGACAGCUUGGCUUCCUCGUGGCCUAUAGCACAGAGGUCGAAGGCAAAGUUUGACGCACUUGCUCAGACUACGUUAUUACAAGCGUCGGCAUCCUCAUCUCGGAUGCUAUCGCCGCAUGAUGGCACUCGUCGUACUUCGUCGUCAUCAUCUCAUGGACGGAUGUUCCCAGAGUUCUCAGGUCACACGCUAGAGGUUCCAGGAAUGUCACAUCACCCAACCCCUCACCCGAGUCCACACCCAAGCCCACACCCGAGCCCACACCCAAGUCCACAACCUCAAAUGAGUAAUGCAGCGGGUAGUUGGUUUCCCAGUGAGCCUACUAGUAGCGGUGGGGGGGCUGCGCCCAUGGAUACGAACUGGAUGGAAACCCUCAAUUGGCCGACUGAGCCCCUGAUCUCCAGCGGUACAGGGUUUGAGGGACUGGAUCCAAACGACGAGAGCCUAGGACUGCUAAGUGCAUUCUUACAUGUUCCAGCCCCCGGUGUCACAAACGGCGGAGAUACCUCCAUGUGGGGUAUGGAACAAGAGCACGAGACGAGGCUGUAA
This is a messenger RNA of Morchella sextelata, 639 nucleotides long. RefSeq lists its product as uncharacterized. The record is from RefSeq and is a predicted model, not a curated record. Lineage: Eukaryota; Fungi; Ascomycota; Pezizomycetes; Pezizales; Morchellaceae. Bases 1 to 639 code for a protein of 212 amino acids. The transcript has a single exon.